Molecule: messenger RNA, 2256 nt
Organism: Bufo bufo (common toad)
Lineage: Eukaryota; Metazoa; Chordata; Amphibia; Anura; Bufonidae
Product: L-amino-acid oxidase-like
Exons: 7
Coding region: 81-1604 (507 amino acids)
Biological process (GO): amino acid catabolic process
Molecular function (GO): polyamine oxidase activity; L-amino-acid oxidase activity
Source: RefSeq, a predicted model, not a curated record
CUACUACUCCCAUCUGAAGAUACUAUAUAAGUAUUAUUACCCAGUGGAUACCUUAUUGGAACAUUGCAUUAGAAAAAGAUAUGGACAUGUUUGUAUUUCUUCCCCUGGUACUUUGCUUAUUGGCCGGAAGGGUAAAGACUGAUCAGAGCACUAUGCAAGAAUGUUUGAAAGACCCUGAGUAUGAAGAAUUAUUGGAUAUUGCCAAAAAUGGUUUAUCAUCGACCAAGACACUUCGUCGCAAACACAUUGUGAUUGUUGGAGCUGGAAUGGCCGGACUCUCUGCAGCCAAAGCAUUGCAAGAUGCUGGACACAUGGUGACUGUGCUGGAAGCCGACAACAGUCCUGGAGGUCGUGUGAAGACACACAGAGAUCCGGAGGGCUGGUAUGCAGAUCUGGGACCUAUGCGUCUGCCAGAGUCUCACAGGAUUGUCCGUGAAUACAUCAGACUGAUCGGCCUGAAGUUGAGACCUUUUAUCUUAUCAGAUGACGACAAUUUUUAUUUGUUCAAUAAUAUCAGACACUUGACUAAGGAUGUGAUGAAGGACCCAAAUCUGUUUGGUUUUGAACUAAACAUGAAUGAAGAAGGGAAAUCUAUUAAUGAUCUGUAUUAUCAUCUAUUAGACAAGGUCGUCACAGCAACAAAUGGAGAUUGUUCUGUACUCCUGGACACAUUUGACAGAUCUUCCAAGCAGUCUGUCCUAGUGGAUGAAGGACAUCUAAGUGCAGGAGCUGUUCAAAUGCUUGGAUACUACUUGAACGCUAAUGGAAACUACUAUACAUCACUCUUGGAAUCAGCAAUGGCUCCUACUGGCAUCCCAAGUUUCGAUGAGAUUAUCGGAGGCUUCGAUCUGUUGCCCUUAGGAUUAGCCCGGCGUCUAGCAAAUGUCAUCAAAUUAAAUUCCACUGUAGUUAAAGUUAUGCAGACUCACAAAUCUGUGGUUGUAAAAUACCGGAAAAAUAAGUCCUCGACUCUCACCAACAUAUCUGCAGACUAUGUCAUCAUCACCACCACCGCCAAGGCCACUAGGCGUAUAGAGUUCAGUCCUCCACUGAGUAACGAGAAGUACAAUGCUCUGAGUUUCGUUCACUAUACAAGUUCCACAAAGAUUCUUCUGAGCUGUACUGAGAGAUUCUGGGAGAAGGAUGGGAUAGUCGGUGGAAAAAGUUCUACUGAUCGACCAUCUCGUUACAUCUACUACCCAAGUCAUAACUUCACCAAUGGAAGAGGUGUCCUCCUGGCAUCAUAUACUUUAGCAGACGAUUCAAUGUUCUUUUUAUCACUCAGUGAUGAAGAGAGUGUUGAUGUCAUCCUGGAAGACUUGUCCAACAUCCACAGGAGACCAAAGGAGAUACUGAGAAAACUCUGCCCAAAGUAUGUGGUGAAGAAGUGGAGUCUGGAUCCAUAUUCCAUGGGAGCAUUUGCCUAUUUCACACCAUAUCAGUUUGGAGAUAUGUAUGAAUACUUAUCCACACCAGAAGGCAGAAUUUACUUUGCUGGGGAGCACACAUCACUUCCUCAUGGCUGGAUCGAAACCGCUUGUAAGAGUGGUUUGAAGGCAGCAAGAGAUAUUCACAAAGACGCGGCCAUGUUUUUUCAUAGAUAAUUCCUUGGUUAUAUUGUGUAGAUUCCUAUAAAUUGAGAAAUAAAAUAUGUCUAAUAAAAUGAAUAAACAUGGUCAUAGAUGGCACAUGACUGUGGUACAUCUUCAAACCUCCUAAAAGGAGCACUUUUUAACACAAUACUGGAGCCCUACGAUACAGCAUGGUCUCAUAUGUCAAGAUAGAGUCCUGUACAUAGCUAGCUGUGUUACUUCUGUAACUCCCUGCAUGUGUACCAGCAGUAUAUGUGGGGACAUACUCCACGGCACUAGCCUAUGUGCCAGAGAUAGACUCAGUGUUUUAGGUCGUAGCUAAUUGCUUAUUCAUGUCAUUAGGUGGUAGUUACUUUAUUAUAUUGUUGGCUACUGCAAAUUUAGCAUUUAUUACAGUUUGACAUAGGUUGCUUUUUUUUUUAGCCUUUUGGUUAUUCAUACUAUUUCUGUCAUUAAUUAUAUCUUUUUAGGUAUAGUUUAUAUUUUGUCAUAUGUUUUAUAUUUGUGCUUGCAGUUUGUGUGGCUCCUUUUGUGCUCUAGACUUACUUAAGACAUGUCAUGGUAGGGGGUUCUACUUUGAACUUUAGCAUUGACGCUCAUGAGUGGACUUUUUGUGUUUUUACUUGUGAUCUGUUUAAUAAACUUUUUCCUCAUUAAAUAUACA